This is a messenger RNA of Neocloeon triangulifer, 1842 nucleotides long. Its product is annotated as mortality factor 4-like protein 1. The record is from RefSeq and is a predicted model, not a curated record. Gene Ontology annotation, biological process: regulation of DNA-templated transcription; chromatin organization. Gene Ontology annotation, cellular component: nucleus; NuA4 histone acetyltransferase complex. Bases 546 to 1703 code for a protein of 385 amino acids. Lineage: Eukaryota; Metazoa; Arthropoda; Insecta; Ephemeroptera; Baetidae. The transcript has 6 exons.
GUACCCUCAUGGUCUUUGAUUGGAUGAGCAUCGUCGCAAUUCAGAGUGUUUGGUGAAUGUCCGCCUUUGUCUGAAUUAUUGUCAUUCGGCCGAGAUGUGGUCCUCGUCCUGCUUUCCUGAGAAGAGUCUUUCGCCAUGCCGACGGCCGAAAACGAACGAUGAUCUUCUGUAAAAUGCAGAUUAGAGACACGUGUUGCUUUUUGCCGGUUGCGAGUCAGACUUUUCUAUAAAAUUUCUUCAAACUCCUUCAUGUUUUAUCCUGGUUUAUUGUUGUACACUCUCCUCUCUUUUGCUUCUCUAUUUUCGCAAAGCACAAAUAAUUCCACCCACUUCUUGCAAGUUUCCCUUUCAGUGCAAGCCGCAACACAAAUUUAUCCUAGAAAUAGAAUCUUCAAUCCUGUCAGGCUGUCAAUUUUGUUGCUAAAAGCACAAAAAAAAUUAAUUUUCCGCAGUUAGUACAAACGUGAAAGAUGCGUAUAGCACCGCCAUCUUUUAUUUAAAUUGUCGCGCGAUUUUGUAAAUAAUCGGUGCCUUCGAGAAUAAACAUGGCCGCUGUGUGCACCUUGCUUCAAUCUCUUGUGUUCUUCGGUUUUCUUGUUUGUUUACAUCGAAGCUAUAUCACGAGUUUAGAUACAUACAUUUGGAAAUUUCUCAAGGCAGAGACGCCAGCAGUCAUAAAAAUGGGCAAAAAUAAGUUUACAGAGGGUGAGAGGGUUCUCUGCUACCACGGAAUACUGCUGUACGAAGCAAAGUGUUUGGAGCACAGAACGAAUGACAAGGUCGUUGAAUUCAAAGUCCACUACGCUGGUUGGAACAAAAGCUGGGACGAAUGGGUACCAGAGGACAGGAUCCUCAAGUACAACGAAACCAGUUUGCAGAAACAGAAGGAAUUGAAAAAGGAAUUUGAACUAUCAAAAGCAGCAGCAAAGAAAAAGGGACUCAAAAGGAAAUCAGAGGCACCUAAAGCAGAGACCCCGACAAGCAGCAGUCGAGCUUCGACGCCUUCCUCGGACGCUUCGUCUGUCAAGACGCCAACAGUUUCGUCAGCCAAGUCUUCACUUCCUCCUCCUCCGCCACCAAAGGAAACAUCAGAGCCAGAGGCCAAAGUGCUCAAGGAAGAGCCUGUCCCAGUCAAACAGGAUGAACCUGUGGAGAAAUCAGUGCCUGUAAAGCUGAAAGACGAAAAUCUGCUGCAAGAACUGGAGAUCCCUGUUGAACUUCGGAAGGUUUUGGUGGACGACUGGUACCUUAUUCAGAAACAAGACAAACUUUACAACCUGCCUGCCAAGCACACUGUCAGAGACAUUUUCGACGACUACGUCAAGUACAAAGUCGCCAAGUCCGAGUGUGACAAAAGUGUGGAGAGUGCGUUGAGAGAAAUUGGCAGAGGAAUUUGUUCCUUGUUUGACACCCUCCUUGGAAAGCAGCUGCUGUACAAGUUUGAGAGGCCUCAGUACGCAGAAUUGCUGCAGAAACAUCCCUACAAAGGCAUGAGCCACAUUUACGGAGCACCCCACUUGCUCCGAUUGUUCUGCUGGAAACAAGGUCUUGUGCCAAAGUCGCAGUUUGACGAUGUCAGCUGUGAAUACCUCAUGAAGCACUUGAAUAGCAUCAUCAAGUACUGCUGCCAAAACAAAAGCACUUUGUUCAGCACCGACAAUUAUAUGACAUCAACCCCCGAGUACCACCGAAGAGUGAUUUAAAUUAGAAAAGACUGGCCAGCUAAAAUUAAGUGUGCAUUUUUUGUUUACUAUCCACUUCAGUUUUCCAUUCUGACAUGUUCAUUUAAUUUGUAAAUAUAAAAUCUCAUUUGAUAUUUAACGUCAACGGUUAAAAACUUAA